GCGUUCUCAGCGGGGCGAGAAUAACACCUAAUCAUUUUACUGUGAAGGUGCGAAAGUUAGAAGCAGGGCGAUCAUUUCACGAUACAAAUCAGAUGCGUUUGCAAAGUGGGAAUGGUGGCUCACGUGAUCACACAUUUCAGAGGCUAUAUUAAGAACCUGAUUCGAAAAGGACUCUUAUGCAACAAUGCAAAGUAGAACCGCUGGGAGGAGGCGUAAAAAAGAAGAAAACCGCUUGAGAUGCUGAAUAGAGUUAGACGACCAAGCAAGAGGGAAGUUUAGAAAUGUCAAAUCCUUAGUCGGUAAUAGAGUGCGACUCACGCAGCCAAUCAGUUGGCUGGAGUCAGCUCAGCCUCCGUUGGAGUUGUUUGGAGCCCGAGCCUCGGUGAGAUACUGUGCGUAAAAUCUGCCUUAAACGCAGCAGCGGCACUGUCACAGCAUCCAGAGUCCAUUCUCACACACACGGACUUACUUCCGUUUGAAGGGGAGCCGCAUGUUGUUGCUACGAUGGCAGUUUUGCGAAAACUGUUAAUGUGAAGUGGGAAGGUGGGUCCACUGCUCCGUCUACAUCGACUCAGUUGCGUCGAGGAAUGAUGCUGAGCAAACCUGCCGGAGGAUUUUCAACUACAGCUGCCAGACUGCCCGAUAUUCUCUGGACUCCAUCCUUUGAUCCACAAGACGUUUGAACCAGCCCUCAGUCAUGGAGAGCCUCAGCGAGCUCCAGAACCCCCUGCUGGACAAAACCAGCAGUCAUGCAGUUCCUAACGACUACCAGGGCUACCAGUGUGACUACCCGAGCCAGCCUUAUCAGGACAGCCUAAUUGGCUACUACUGCACUGGGGCCAAUGGCAAACAUAAGGCUCAGCAAUUCUUGGAUGCCACCUCUCUCCAUUUGGCAGUGGAGGCCUUCUACAGGCCCAACUUCAUCCUGUGCAAGGACGACAUCAGCCUUCAUAGCAAGGACUCGAAAAGCGAGAGCUUUGAGACCACUUUCACAGAGAGUAAGGCGUCAGAUGGCGUUUCCACGGAAAACACAGUGGAUAGCGCGCAAGAGGAGAAGGAUGCCAAGAUACAGACAGUAUCCUAUGAGGUGGAGGAGGAGCAGCAAGGUCCUGAGUAUGAGAGUGACAGCUCCAGUGACAGUGAGAGUGAGGACAACUUCAUCGUGCUGCCCCCUCGGGACUACUUGGGCCUCGCCAUCUUCUCCAUGCUCUGCUGCUUCUGGCCCUUGGGCAUCGUUGCCUUUUACUACUCUCACAAGACUGGCAAGGCCGUUGCAAAGGGAGACUUCUCCAGAGCAGGGAUGAGCUCCAGAAGAGCCCUAUUCCUGGCUGCACUUUCCAUUACCAUUGGAACAGGGAUGUAUGUGGGGGUGGUUGUGGCCCUCAUAGCCUACCUGUCCAAGCCUGGACAUGUAUAGCACUAGGACCACAUGCUUGGAGGGUGGAGACGGUAGACAUAAAGAUGAAAGGAAGGGAAAGGAUGGACAGAUAUUUGCCUCUCCUGAAGGUGUGCGUCAUUGUCGAAGCUGGCUCUGCAAAUGCAGAAGCUAUAUGAAGAGAAAAAACAGAAGGAGAGCAAGAGAAGAAAAUAUGUGUGGAUGGAGUAUUACUUGGACAGCAUAUUGAUCUGGAUUGAAUCUUUAUUUCUGGAAUGCAACACUCCCGAUCCCUCUAAUAAAACACAAAAAGACAGUGCUGAGAAAGAUGACUACUCUUCCACAAAGACUGUGCUACACUUAUCUAAGAAAAAAAUGAACUCAUAGAGUAUGACGCUACCUACCUUUUAUCACAUUAAUCAUUCACAGCAUUUUUAUUUGACUUUUACAUUCAGUGUAUUAUCUGUCCUUACUGUUGCAGAUUGUGUAUUAUUCUCUUUGUAAAUGAAUUUCUUGGAAAAACAGUCAGCCAAUGGAUUUCUGGGUGAUUGUUCAUUAAAGGAAUACUCGAAAGGGGUCCAGUUAGUAAGACGUGAUAAGUGGACCCCUGACAGAAAGACAACAAAUGUGUCAAGUGUACACAAAGAUGCCAAGCAGUGGACUAGAAAUUUAUUAGUGUCUAUUGUGUACUGUAAAUUUAGUCAAUAAAUACAUUUG
This is a messenger RNA of Pelmatolapia mariae (spotted tilapia), 2092 nucleotides long. Its product is annotated as synapse differentiation-inducing gene protein 1-like. The transcript has 4 exons. The record is from RefSeq and is a predicted model, not a curated record. Bases 698 to 1417 code for a protein of 239 amino acids. Gene Ontology annotation, cellular component: membrane; intracellular membrane-bounded organelle. NCBI's taxonomy places the organism in Eukaryota, Metazoa, Chordata, Actinopteri, Cichliformes, Cichlidae.